GCAUUUUAAUCAGAUUGAUGAAUCACAUCAAUUAAUUAGGUCCUUUUUUACCUCCUUAUAAUUUGAUAUAUUCUUACAGGAAUCCGUACCUACCUUACUAUUAUCAUGAUGAGAUGAAGGAAUUAAAUUAAUAAAAUACAUAUCGAUCAGAAGUGCUUAAAUGGUAUUAUAAUAAGCCUAAAGUAUAGGUUUUCUAGGCUUGAUAUUAAUGAAUAGUAUCAGAUAUUUAAGAUAAAGGGUUAAAUGUGUACAAUUCCAAUUCUUUAGAUGUACAUUUAUGAUAGACUUUUCGUUCCUUCCCAUUAUGGAAUAAAAUAUAAAUAGUAAAUGAUUUAUAUUAACUAGAUUAAAUUUAAAAGAACGGUUUGAUGACUAGUUUAGUAUGAAAUCAAUAUAACUUCAUUCAAGAGCAGAGGUAAAAAUUAUAUUAAAUCAAGGAAUUCUAUGAAUUGCUCCAUAUCAUAGAUGAAGAAUAAUUUAUGGAUACAAUCAUUUUAGUUGAUGGUGCAUUAGAUAAAUAAGGAAAGUUUAUUGAACUCCUUUAGAACAUUUCAAAUUAUUAAUUUCUUUCAAAACCACUAAAAGUUACUAAUGAAAAAGUUGAAGAUCCUGAAUGGUUUUCUUAGAAAUAUUACCGCAGUUGCAUAGAAUGGAUUAUGAGAGAAUAUGAGAAGAAUAUAGCUUUUUAUUUUGCUAUUUCACAUGAUAAAAAAAAGAAAAUCAAAAAUCAUAAUUAAACCACAAUUAAAAAUAAUAAUAUUGAACUCUAAAAAUAUUUUUAAUUAAAUAUAGCUCACAAUAAAGAAAAAGUAUAAAAUCAUAAUAUUCUUAUCUAGUUAAUCAAGUAUUAUGGAUAAAUAACAAAUGAAAUAUCAAAAAAACCUAAUAAUAUUGAAAAUAUAUUUUACUCUAAUAUAUUUUAAAGUCCUGCAAUUACAACUUAUAAAUCUUAGUCAGAAAUAUAAACAUCUUUUAUUUAAAAGUGUAACACUGAUUAAAAUAUAAUAAAUUCUAUGUUAAUAAUCAAGAUGAGUGAAUUAAUUGAAUAGAAAACAUAUUAUCUCAAAAAGUUUUAUCCUUUACUCUUGAAUCUAUAUCAAGAACAUUUAGAAUAAGAAUUAUUCAGUUGUGAAUCUCAAUAUAAAUCUAAAAGUUCAAAAAAGAAAAAGAAAAAAAAGUAAUCAGAAAACAUAUAAAAUGAACUUAAUGGAAAUGACUCCUCAAUAUAAAAUAAUAUUCUUAAUGAAUUGACUUUCAAGUAAAUCUAUAUUAAAAUUUAGUGAGAACUUAACAAAGGAAUCAUAAAAAAAGGAAGAAGCAUUAAUAGAAUCAUUUGAGAUGUAAGAAAUCAGUAAAACUAUAACAGUUUAAGAAUUAUAAGUAGAAAAUUUAUUUGAAUCUUAUAAGCAAUCUAAAUUUUAAGAAGAAGAAUAAUGGAUGUAUAUUUCUUAAGAAGUUGUAAAAUUAGCAAUCUUAUAAUCUUAUUCUUGUUUAAAUCUAGAAUUAGAAUUUGAAGUUGAAUAGAGAAACUAAUAAAGCUAAAAAUAAACUAAUAAAAAGAAAAAGUAGAAAAACUAAGCUCAAAUAAAUAAUGAUAAAAGCAACAAAGAUUUAAUAGCUGAAAAUAUAAUAAAAGAAAAUGAUCAAAAAGAUAUUUAGGAACCCUAAUUAAUUGAGACAUCUUUUAAAAAAUAAGUCAUUGAUGGGGAAGGAUAAUUAAAUCAAUAAGAAAUAUAAAAAUAAUAUUUGAUUAAGACUUAAACAUAUUAAAAUGAGGAAGAUUUAAUUUAAAUUUGUAAUAGUUAAGAUGAACAUGAAUGUUUGGCAUUAUCUUAAUCAACUGAAUGUUCUGUUAAUUUAAAUAUAUAAUAGAAGAAUAAAUGCGAAAAAUCUAUGACAAUAAUUAUUGAAGAUGAUACAAAUUUAGGAAAAGAAAAAAUGUUUGAAUUUAUUACAUUAGAUAUUAUUAAUUUUACAGAUAUCAUUUUAAAAGAAUAUGAUGAUUUAUUACCAUUUAGAUAGUUAGUUUAUGAUAGAGUGAAAAUAGCAAUAUAGAGUUUAUUUUUUUUGCCUGAUGAUAAAAUUAAGUAAAAACUUCAAAUAAUUAUAUAAUUAAAGACUCUUUGGUUCUUGUGCAACAGGACUUGCAUUGAUAGAUUCCGAUAUUGAUAUUGGCAUUAGUUCCUUUGAAAAUUUUGACAAAUAAUCACUUCGAUAACCUUUUCAUUAACUAUAUAAUUCAUUUUUAUAAACUAAAUGGGUAACAAAAGCUAAGUAAAUUUAAAAUUUGAUGAUAGAUCUAUUUUUAACACUAUGGUACCAGUUAUUAAAUUAGAAAUAGAUCCUUUAAUAAAUUUUAGUGAAUUUGAUUCAAGAUAUUUAAAUUUAGAUGAUAAUCAUAUAAGGAUCUGGAAACAAAUAAAACAAAAACUAAAAUCAGGAAUAAAAGUAGAUAUUACUUUUAGUUUUCAUAAUAAUCAUUUAGGAUAUGAAUCUACAGAUAUGAUUAUGAAAUGGAUGUUAGAAUAUCCAAACAUUCAAUAAUUGGUAUUGAUUUUAAAAACCAUAAUUAAAAGAUUAGGAUAUUCAGAAUCUUAUAAAGGUAAAUAUAUAUUCAUUCAAUAUCAGGAGGAUUAUCUUCGUUUUCCUUAAUUAUAAUGGUUUAUAGUUAUUUAAGAGAAAAUAGAGUUAAAAAUGAUUAAUUAGGUCAUUAAUUUCUAGAUAUGAUAUAUUUCUUUUCUCAUGAAUUCGCUCCAGAUAUAUAUGGAAUAGGUUUGCCAAGUUUAGAUUAAUUUAUUAAACCUAAUCAACCUAGGUAUCUAAUAUAUAUUUAACUAUAGUUAUUUUUUCUAAUUAAAGGAUUAUUGUUUACCUCCAUUACCAAUAACUAUUUUCUCUCCUAUUAAUAAUAGAUUGAUUAGUGCUCAAUGUGUGCACAUUGAUAAACUCUUACUAUUUUUCAAAAAAAUAUAUGAUUAAUCAUAAUAAAAUUUAGAGUUUUUCAAUUCAUAUGUUACAUAUGGCAAGAAAAAGUAAUAGAGACUAAGUAGGGAAAUUAAAAACUUUAUUACUCAAAUCCUAAUUAUGAUUGAUUAAAUAAGAUGA
Molecule: messenger RNA, 3105 nt
Organism: Paramecium sonneborni
Lineage: Eukaryota; Ciliophora; Oligohymenophorea; Peniculida; Parameciidae
Source: the annotation of a GenBank genome assembly